Molecule: messenger RNA, 4179 nt
Organism: Acaulospora morrowiae
Lineage: Eukaryota; Fungi; Glomeromycota; Glomeromycetes; Diversisporales; Acaulosporaceae
Source: the annotation of a GenBank genome assembly
AUGGAUAAACGUCAGGCUCGUCGACAGGACCCCAUCCAAAAAACUUCUCGUAGGCCGAGGAAUUCACCAACAAGUGAUAAUGACACGCUGAUAAUUGAACAGCAAAGUAACACUAUUCCUUCUGAAAGACAAAUAGUACGCACAAUCGAUGCCGGUCCUUUCAUGUUGCCGCCUGAACCUAUCGGUGUCUCAGAAUGGCAGUUAGGACUGGGCGUAGGGACUGGUGCCUUUACGAAUCAGCAGCUUACCCAAGCAAGUGGAACCGAGAGGCAACUAGUACGUUUGGUCGAUACAAGUGUCUACGAAUUUCAACCCGUUCAGGCGGCUAAUACUGUUUCUGAAUGGAAACUAGGGCGUUCUUCUGACACUGGCUCCUUUGGGAUGCAAUUUCCCAUACACCUGAGCGAAACUGUUGAUUCAAGGAGGCAUCUGCCACGUUUAAACCACGCUGGUGCUUAUGAAUUGCAGACUAUUCCAUUAAGUAAUAUCAACGCUCCCGAAUGGCAAUUAAGACAUCCUGUCGACGUCAGUACAUCCGGGUGGUCGCCUACCCAAACAACCGAUAAUGAGACUCCUAUUGAUCAUGCCGUCAUGCCACAAGUUCAACCGACUGCUCCCAUAAGGAAAAAGCCCGGACCAAAAAAGGGAUGGAAAAAGGUAGUCCAUCGAGAACAAAAUCAGACCGAAGAUGCAAUUAUAACCCCCAAUCAACCUUCCGAAAAUAAAAACUUUAAGAGAAAAGCUGUCGAUGAUGAAAUUAUCCAAGUUUCCACUGCAAACGAAACUCAGGUUUCUACAAUCAAUGGAGAUAAUCUGAUUAUAUUAAACGAAUCAUUUAACACUGAAACUGCAGGACCUCGUGCAAGAAAGAAAUCCCGAAAGGCGAUGGAACAAGAAUCUGCUCAAAAUCCUACUGCUAUUGAAAUUCCGAACUCAAUAAGUACUGGAAAUAAUCUGUCUAUACUGAACACUAACACAAAUAAGUCUCGUCGUGGGAGGAGGAAAGCUAAAAGAGAUGAGAUAAUUGAUCAAUCAUCUACUAUCAUCGCUACUAUAAAUUCCACCGCGACCAACACAGAAACACUGCCUUCGACCCUAGAUCAACUGCCUGGUGCUGAUGCUGCCAAACUGCGACGUGGAAGAAAGAAGACCGUAAAGUCCAAUGAUGGUGAAAUAACUCAAACUACGAUUAUAAAUGAAUUCCAGGCCCCUGAAAACAAGGAAGAUGAUCAAAUAAUUCCGAAUGAUCCGUCAAACAUUGAUGAAAAGAAACUAAAUAAAAGGAAAGGUAUCGAAGAGCAAAUACUGACUUUAAAUACUAAUGAUGAACAACCAUCCACGGUCAUUAAGAAGAUUAAACUGACAUCAGCACGUGAAAAAAAAACACCUGGAAGGAAAAAGGUCAAAAAGAAUGAUAUACCGACUCCUAAUGAUACCGCCAGUCAACCAUCAUCUGUCGGUGAUCUUCAUCCAGCGCCUGACUUGAAACAUGAAAUCACUCUCGAGUCUAAUGAAGUUACAUUUCCUAACCAUAAAAUCCCUGAUUAUCUCAUUGUAAACGAAGUUCAAACUUCUACGAAGAGCACGGACAUUCAAUCUCUUUUAAAUCCAUUGACAAAUGAUAUGAACCAUUCCCGCCGUGGGAGGAAACCCAGCGUAAAAAAGAAGGGUAUUGAAGACGAGUUGGCAACAACAUCAACACCUAAUGCUAAUGACGAGCAACCUUCCAUAGCAAAAAGGAUUAAAUUAUCAAUAACAAGUACGAAAAGGUCUCCGGGCAAAAAAAAAAUCAUAAGAAAUGACGUAACGACCUCAAAUGAAAAUGUCGGUCAGACGUCUAACACUACUGGGGGAAUUCAAACCGCAAAUUUUUAUCAAUUCACAUUUCCGUCCAAUGAAACGAACUUUUCUAAUCGUAGAGGCCCUGAAAGUAAUCUCGCUCUCUCGACCGUGGCUAUGACAAAUGGUGUUUCUGAAUAUAAUAUGACAAAAGCGGCAGAAGAGCUUCAUAAGUUCUUCUCAACAUUGUGUGCCCCAACUUCUGCAUUAUCAAGAGAACAAUUUUUAAGGCUUGGGACAUUUCUCUUCGAUCAAAUGUUAUCACAGGCAUUUGCACGUCCUUUUAUAAACCCAGAGUCAGAAUCAGCCGUAUACUACAGAUCCAAGAUUAAAGAUUUGAUGGACCUAACUACCGCUGAAACAAAGCUUUGGAGUAAGAAAUACUGUACGCCUAUAGAUUUGUACAAAGACAUUUGCCAGAUCAUGUAUAACGCCUUCAGCUUUCAUAAGGAGGGAGAUAUUAUAUAUGAGGAGGCGAAACAAAUGUCCACCUGCUUUCAACGGCUUGUGCUUAAACUAAUAUCUCAGGGAAAUACAUCCAGUGGAAUCGAAUCUGUCUUGCAAUCGAAUCAAGUCACACUGCCACAUGAAGAGUUCACUAACAUAUCAGAUUUCUCACCAAAUAGGAAUAGUCGCGUAUUUAUGAUACCCAUUUACACCCUUCAGGAGAAUAAUAAAACAGGACCACAUCGUAAGCUCGAAACACGGGUAGCUGACAGAUUGGAUCCCAUGUCACGCCCUUUUUGUGAAGCUUAUAAUGCAGAGAUAUUUCCUCCAAUGGAAUUGAAUCUGUCAGUGUCAGGUCGUAAUUUUGGUCGCCUAUAUAUUGUCAACGGUCGAGGUGCUCUCAGCGAAUGUCGUGACGACAAGAAUGCGAUGCUAGCAAUACUGAAGGACAUUGUAUAUAAUAAGAAUAACGAGUCCCUAAAAUGCAAUGCCAUCAUUGCCAAACCUUUUGGAAAGCUUAACGAACUCGACAGCAUUGGGUUCCCGGAGUUAACCGACGCAAGAGCAUGGAUUAAAUGCGCUUACUAUAAUCGAGUAACGAUUGACCUUCAAGUGUCCAGAAAAUUCUAUGAUAAAUACGUAAAGUGCUCAUUCGCUGUUCAUGAAUAUAAUCGAGAAUUACUGACCCCUGAACUCCACGAAAAAUUUCUGGAUGCCUUACACCAACAACGAGUCAAUUAUUUGCCUCAAGUGCCGCAGGAUUGUCAACCACAGGUUACCGACGUACAGGAGGUACCACCGAAUCCUCAACAAGACAAUAAUAUAUCCGAGGCGAUACUGGACUAUCAACAACAGGAGGAUGAUCUACCUGAAGAGAAAAGCCUUUGGGCAAAGCUCGAACGGGAGGCCAGAACGCGAGGUGUUCCCUGUGAAGAAUUUCAAUCCCUUGCUCAUAUCGAAGUCAAGGCUGAGGGUACUUUCAAAAAAGUUGCCCACGUCGCGGGAAACCCAACAUUUGUGGUUCAACAAUUUAAAGAAAUCAAUGAUAACACCUUAGAAGUUAGAGUCCGCGAGGCGGUCUGCUGCCUAAAAACAAAGGGAACAGAGAACACUGGGCAAAUACUCUCGCUUUAUAAGGGACCUGGUGACGAGUUGGUAGGACUGUCGAUGAUGAGGUACCAGCAGACCCUGAAGGAGUAUGCCUUUGACUCUAGGCGUCAUCUGACAGGAGAGCAGAAAUAUGAACUCAUCCUCGGCAUGAUCCGAGGCAUCUGCUCCCUCCAUCAAGUCGGAUUCGCACACCGUGAUCUGUCCGAGGUCAACAUGAUGGUGUCGGAAAAGACCGAGAAACGCCUCGAGGACGGAAGUGUGAUGCCCGAGUUAGUUAUUAUUGAUUUUGGGAAGGCCGAGUUUACAAGACCCGCCGAUGUAUUGAAGUGGUCCGUCGGUGAGGUCGACAGAGAGAAGCUCGGCCUUCUACCCAGGAUCAAGACGGUGCCCGAUCAUGGGUACAAAUUAUACCGGUCGAUUAUGACACUGCCCCGCAACAGAAACGAUAAAGAACCCUUGCCUACCCCGAUUGAUCCAUGUGCCGAGGACAUUUAUGCAGUUGGCGUACUCGCAUGGAGAACUUUUUCUGGACUGGCACCUUGGGACGGAGUUCUUGAUACACAUCUCAAGAGGCUUCGUGAAAUUGUUGAAAAUCCCGUUGAAAUCAGGCGCUGUAUCGAGAAAGUGCGAGGAGAGAGAUCAAAGGAACUAUUAUACAAAUGUAUUACCCGUCAUUCACAGGAUAGGGUCACUGCAAAACAACUUCACGAUUGGUACACCCAACCGCAAGUGAAGGCGGAUUUGAUAAUGGAGUGGAGUGUAGCUGGGCGUAUCAGGAGGGAG